This is a messenger RNA of Ilex paraguariensis (yerba mate), 2282 nucleotides long. Lineage: Eukaryota; Viridiplantae; Streptophyta; Magnoliopsida; Aquifoliales; Aquifoliaceae. The record is from the annotation of a GenBank genome assembly.
UGCAUUUGAAAGACGCGGGCGUGAUCGAGAGACAGUAAGCGAAUGGUUGCUCAGCUUUCUGGUCUUUGGCUCAGCAGCCCCUCAUUAAGUGGACAUUCUCUCCGGUGCCGGAGCAGACCAACGCCGACGUCUACUGCUGCCGCGACUCCGCUUCCAUCUCCGUCUACUAUUCAGAUUGUAGGUGAGAAAUCUCCAGGUUGGUAUGGAAAUGGGAGUUCAAUUACCAGGGACACAUUUGAGGGUUGCCAAGUUGAAUAUGAUUGGAAUGAAAUAGAAGAUGAUCUUUAUCAUUGGACAAAGACAUUACGUCCUGUGCAGUGGUAUCCUGGUCAUAUUGCAAAAACUGAAAAAGAACUUAAGCAACAGCUGAAAUUGAUGGAUGUGGUGAUAGAGGUUCGAGAUGCGAGGAUCCCGAUGUCCACAAGUCAUCCACAGAUGGAUUCAUGGAUUGGUAAUAGGAAAAGAAUUUUAGUUUUAAAUAGAGAAGACAUGAUAUCCACCACAGACCGGAAUGCUUGGGCAACUUAUUAUGCUAGGCAGGGAACAAAGGUUGUCUUCUCCAAUGGAAAGCUUGGGAUGGGGUCCAUGAAGCUGGGCAGGUUAGCGAAGACAUUAGCAGCUGGUGUGAAUGUAAAACGCAGAGCCAAAGGAUUACUUCCUCGUCCAGUUCGAGCUGGAAUAGUUGGGUACCCAAACGUUGGUAAAUCAUCUUUGAUAAAUCGUUUGUUGAAGCGCCGGAUGUGUCCAGCAGCUCCAAGGCCUGGUGUUACAAGAGUACUGAAAUGGGUUCGUUUCGGGACAGAUCUAGAGUUGUUAGACUCCCCUGGUAUAAUCCCAAUGAGAAUCAGUGAUCAAUCAGCAGCGAUAAAGCUUGCUAUAUGCGAUGACAUUGGGGAGAGAUCCUAUGAUGUUGUUGAUGUGGCAGCCAUUCUUGUACAGAUGCUUUCAAGGCUUCCAGCAGUAGGUGUGUUUCCUUUCUACUCUUAAUAGACAUUUGUCAUUUGCACGUAACAAAGCAUUGCCUAACCAGUAACAAUUGAUGUAUAUUGGGAAUAUGUACUGGCAAUGGCCAGUCAUCUUAUGUACCAAGCCAAGAUAUCACUGUGAAUUUCAUUUAAAAUUUGAAGUGUUCGGAUCUUACUUGCAGUGUUGGUUCUGAUCUUGGACUGAAUUAAUAAGAUGCAGAAGAUGGAGCGAGUUUUGAGGACUGUGACGCAAUUUAGCCCUCUAGCUCUAAAUCGUUGUUUCUAUUUUUAUACAUUAAGACAAUCCCAGCAAUUAGAUUUGCUGUCCAAAGAAAAGCAUGAUAAUUUAGACACUUUUGCUUGAUGCUCAUACUGUUGCAGUUUUCUCAAUGUUAUCUCUUCCUAUUAUUAACUCUUUUGGUUUUGGUAGGAAACAAAGCUCUUUAUGACCGCUACAAGAUUGUUACAGAUGGUCGCUGUGGUAAAAUGUAGGUUUAAAUCUAUAUUGCGCAAUGCCCAUUGUUUUGACUGAAUAAACUGAUGACUAAUACAGGACAGAAAAUAUUCUGGAAGCAAGCUUAGCACAUGUGAUUAAAAUUAUACUUGUGGAUUUCAGGAAUUUUGUGGAUCGGAAGUCAAAUGGACAUUUUCAGUCUUUUUUAUCCUGAUUUAGAACUUUUAAUAUGUGAAAUGCAGAUAUGUUCAGAAGCUUGCGCUUCAACUCUUCAGUGGGAACAUUAAUCAAGCAGCAUUUCGUGUCUUGUCGGACUUCCGGAAAGGUAAAUUUGGUUGGAUUGCUCUUGAGAGACCCCCCCAGAUAGUGCCGUAGGUUGUUUGCUUUGAAAGGCCAGACUGUCCUCUGCUUGUAUUGGCAUUCUUCAAAUAGCUUUAAGAAUGCUAGAGGUCUUCAGUAUCUGAAGCUGGAAACUUGGGUCGAGCAUUCAUCUUCCUAGGGAAGAGGCGGUGCUAAAGAGUUCCAGAUGAGUGUGAGGAGGCAGCAAAACUGGGUCCAUCUAAAAAGGCCUGAUCUUGAGAAAGUCACCAGACAAGGCUACCGCUAUGUUUGGUAUUAGUCUGUGUGCUUUUACUUUACGCAGGGACAGUGUUUGGAAUCAUGUAAAUAAGGCCAAUAUCACCUAUGCACCAUGUAAAGAUUUCAGAAUUUAUUUUGCAGAAUUUCAGAGUUAUGGAAGAUAAAGAGAAUUAUGUUUUGACUUUGAUGCCCGUGGUUUGGGAGUGAUUGUGUAUCGAAUGUUUACAUUGCAACCAUGAGUUCAAAGGGUGUAUUGUUGUUAUAAUUCCGUGUUACCAAAAAAG